Molecule: messenger RNA, 753 nt
Organism: Eptesicus fuscus (big brown bat)
Lineage: Eukaryota; Metazoa; Chordata; Mammalia; Chiroptera; Vespertilionidae
Gene: RSPO2
Product: R-spondin 2
Exons: 5
Coding region: 1-753 (250 amino acids)
Source: RefSeq, a predicted model, not a curated record
AUGCAGUUUCGCCUCUUCUCCUUUGCCCUCAUCAUCCUGAACUGCAUGGAUUACAGCCACUGCCAAGGCAACCGGUGGAGGCGCAGCAAGCGAGGUGGGUGCUCUCCCCCGAGGUCUAGUUAUGUAUCAAAUCCCACUUGCAAGGGUUGCUUGUCUUGUUCAAAGGACAAUGGGUGCAGCCGAUGUCAACAGAAGUUGUUCUUCUUUCUUCGAAGAGAAGGCAUGCGCCAGUAUGGAGAGUGCCUGCAUUCCUGCCCAUCAGGCUACUACGGACACCGAGCCCCAGAUAUGAACAGAUGUGCACGAUGCAGAAUAGAAAACUGUGAUUCUUGCUUUAGCAAAGACUUUUGUACCAAGUGCAAAGUAGGCUUUUAUUUGCAUAGAGGCCGUUGCUUUGAUGAAUGCCCAGAUGGUUUUGCACCAUUAGAUGAAACCAUGGAAUGUGUGGAAGGAUGUGAAGUUGGUCAUUGGAGUGAAUGGGGGACUUGUAGCAGAAAUAAUCGCACAUGUGGAUUUAAAUGGGGUCUGGAAACCAGAACACGGCAAAUUGUUAAAAAGCCAGCGAAAGAUACAAUCCCAUGUCCAACCAUCGCCGAAUCCAGGAGAUGUAAGAUGGCCAUGAGGCACUGUCCCGGAGGGAAGAGAGGGCCAAAGGCGAAGGAGAAGAAGAACAAGAAGAAGAAGAGGAAGUUGACAGAAAGAGCCCAGGAGCAGCACAGUGUCUUCCUCGCUACAGACAGGGCAAACCAGUAA